AUGAGUGAAGAAUUAAAAUCAUUAAUCCAACCACACAUUGAUUCAUUUGAUUUUUUUACAGAUCAUGGUAUAGAUUUAGUAUUAAAAGAUAGUGAACCAUUAUAUUUUGAACAUAAUAGUACUCAAUAUAAAAUCAGAUUUACAGAUUUGAAACUUUCAAGACCAACACGUAAUAUUGUUGAAAAAGAGAUUAAAUUAUAUCCAAAUGAAUCAAGAGAAACCGGUACAACUUAUAAUGCACCAUUUAAAGGUGCAAUUGGUUUAUAUGAAGUUAAUGAAAUGGAUGAGAUGGAUGACGGUACAGAGGUAGAUUAUAAUAAACAAGAGCCAACUCAUACAUUUGAGGUUGAUUUAGGUCGUUUACCAAUUAUGGUGAAGUCAAGAUAUUGUCACCUCAAUGGCAUGUCACCAGAGAAAUUAAUUGAAAGUAGAGAAGAGGAAUUGGAGCAAGGUGGUUAUUUCAUUGUCAAUGGUAAUGAAAAGGUUGUACGUAUGUUGGUCAUGACAAAAGCAAAUCAUCCAGUUGCACUUCACAGAAAAGCAUGGACAAACAGAGGUCCAGGUUACACUAAAAAUGGUAUUACCAUUCGUUGUGUUCGUCCAGAUCGUUCAUCAAUUACAAACAAUCUUCAUUAUAUCAAUGAUGGUCAAACUACAUUACGUUUCUUAUAUCGUCGUCAAGAAUUCUUUUUACCUGCUACUCUCCUCUUAAAAGCAUUAAAAGAUACCACUGAAAAGGAAAUCUAUGAAAAUAUCGUUCAAGGUGAUAAUGAAAAUACUUUUCUCACUGAUCGUGUUGAAUUAUCACUUCGUGAACAAAAAAUUAAUAAUAUUAACACUCAAGAAGAAGUUUUAGAUUAUAUUGGUUCACGUUUUAGAGCUCGUACUCAAUUCCCACCUUCAUUUUCAAAUAUUAAAAUUGGUAGAUGGUUUAUUAAUCAAUUUGUUUUUGUUCAUUUACCAAAUUAUAAUGAUAAAUAUAAUUUAUUAAUUUUAAUGAUUCAAAAAUUAUAUGCAAUGGUUGGUGGUAAAUGUGGUACAGAUAAUAUUGAUUCACCAGCAUUCCAAGAAGUUUUAUUAGCUGGUCAUAUUUAUGGUAUGAUUUUAAAAGAGAAAUUAACAGAAUAUUUAGAAUCUACAAAAUCAUUUGUUUUAAAGAGUUUUGAAGAUAAAAAGAAAUCUGGUGAUAAAUUGCCAGAUGCACUUAAAAAAGUAUUAGAUAAAAACUUUAAAAUAGCUGAUAGAUUUAGUUAUUUCUUAGCAACUGGUAAUCUUAGAUCAAGUUCUGGUAUUGAUUUACAACAAACAUCAGGUUUUUGUGUUAUUGCAGAUAAAUUAAACUUUUUAAGAUUUAUUUCACAUUUUAGAUCAAUUCAUAGAGGUGCAUUUUUUGCAACAAUGAAAACUACAGCAAUUAGAAAGUUGAUGCCAGAAAGUUGGGGCUUUUUCUGUCCAGUACAUACACCAGAUGGUGCACCAUGUGGUUUAUUGAAUCAUUUAUCAUCAAAUUGUUUGGUUACAGUUGAUGCAGCACAAGAUCCAACUGUUCAAAAGGCACAAACAUUAUUACCAUCAUUUUUAGCAGCACAUGGUAUGUUACCAAUUGAUAUGGUUAGUGUUUAUCAACAUCAAUAUCUCACUAUUACAUUGGAUGGUCGUGUAUUGGGUAAGAUUGAACCAAAAGCAGGUGAAGAGAUGGUUAAAAUGUUACGUUAUCUUCGUUCAAUGGGUAAUGAACCAUCAAUUCCAAAAACCAUGGAAAUUUCAUAUGCACCACCAACCAACGUUGAAAAUGGUCAAUAUUCAGGCAUUUCAUUGUUUACAACUGGUGCACGUUUCAUGAGACCAGUAGUCAAUUUGACAAGUGGUCAAAAUGAAUUGAUUGGACCACAAGAACAACUAUAUAUGGAGAUUGCUGUUGUACCACAUGAAGUUAUCAAAGGUGUUACAACUCAUAUUGAAACUUCACCAACUGCUAUGUUUUCAUUGUUGGCAAAUCUUACACCAUUCUCUGACUACAAUCAAUCACCACGUAAUAUGUAUCAAUGUCAAAUGGCAAAACAAACUAUGGGUACCCCAUUACAUUCCUAUCCAUUCCGUACCGAUAAUAAAUUAUACAAGGUUCAAAAUGUACAAAAACCAAUCGUACACACUAAAAAUCAAUUCAAAUUCCGUUGUAAUGAUUAUCCACACGGUUGUAAUGCUGUUAUUGCCGUAAUUUCAAAUACUGGUUACGAUAUGGAAGAUGCUAUGAUUAUUAAUAAAUCCGCUUAUGAACGUGGUUUUGGUCAUGGUUCCGUUUACAAGAAUGAAUACAUCGAUUUGGAUCAAGGUUUAUCACGUUUUGAACAAAAGAAAACAUUUUUUGGUCGUCCAAAUACAGUUGUAGAUGAAUUGGAUAAAUUUAUUGAUACCGAUGGUCUUCCAUUCGUUGGUCGUUUAAUUAAACCUGGUGAACCAUAUUAUACCUAUAUUCGUCCAUCCGAUGGUAGACAAGUCACCAAAGAUUACAAAGGUAAAGAAGAAGCUUAUAUUGAAGAUGUUCGUAUCAUUUUCGGUCCAAAUGGUGCAACUCGUGAUCCAUCUAAAAUCAAUAACAUUUGUGUUAAAUUACGUUUCAAUCGUAAUCCUGUCAUUGGUGAUAAAUUUUCCUCUCGUCAUGGUCAAAAAGGUGUUCUUUCCCAAUUAUGGCCAGAAAUUAAUAUGCCAUUCACUGAAAGUGGUAUGAAACCAGAUGUAAUUAUCAAUCCAAAUGCUUUCCCAUCACGUAUGACCAUUGGUAUGUUGGUAGAGAUUUUAGCCGGUAAAGCUGGUGCAAUCCAUGGUAAAUUCCAAGAUGCCACCGCUUUCCAAUUCGAUGAAAACAAUACAGCCAUCGAUUUCUUUGGUGAACAAUUGGCAAAGGCAGGUUUCAAUCGUUUUGGUAAUGAACAAAUGUAUAGUGGUACCACUGGUAAAGAAUUUGAAUGUGAAAUCUUUUUCGGUGUUUGUUACUAUCAAAGAUUACGUCAUAUGGUUAAAGAUAAAUAUCAAGUACGUGCUCUCGGUAAAGUUAAUGCUUUAACUCGUCAACCAAUUAAAGGUCGUAAGGUUGGUGGUGGUAUUCGUUUCGGUGAGAUGGAACGUGAUUCCCUUUUGGCUCAUGGUGCUAGUUUCUGUUUGAAUGAUCGUCUCAUGAAAUCCUCUGAUUUCGCAAAGAUUAAAGUUUGUAAAUUAUGUGGUAGUACCCUCACAAUCUACUCUAAAAAAGAUUAUUCCAAUCAAACUGUUUCUGAAUGUAAAUCUUGUAAAUCCAGUGAUUCAAUCGCUACAAUUUCAAUUCCUUACGUUUUCACUUAUUUAGUUGCUGAACUUGCUGCUGUUAAUAUUACUAUGAAAUUACAAGUUAGUUAA
This is a messenger RNA of Dictyostelium discoideum AX4, 3393 nucleotides long. It is a transcript of the gene rpa2, whose product is annotated as RNA polymerase I, second largest subunit. Lineage: Eukaryota; Evosea; Eumycetozoa; Dictyosteliales; Dictyosteliaceae. The record is from RefSeq and is a predicted model, not a curated record. The transcript is spliced from 3 exons. The coding region runs from base 1 to 3393 and encodes 1130 amino acids.